UGCAGACACAAUUUAGGAUUUGGUUCUCAUGGUAGAUUAGGUUUAGUUUAGGUGAACUGUAAGAAACGGCGUGUUGCCUGUUUUCUCCUCCCACUUCUUCGCCGCUUCGUUUUGACCCAUUUUUGUCGCUGUGUUGUCCGUCAACCGCUCACAAACACCAGUUUACGGUGCGCUGUUUGCUAAGCCGUAGCUCUUUCGCUGUGCUUUAAAAUAGCGGUUGCUAAUGUGCAGUUUUGUUGUUCAAAAGUUGGGAGGGACGAUGAAAUCAAGAGGAGCACCAUGAGGUUCGCUGUUGCAUUUCUGUAGAAGGGGAAAAAAUAUCACCCUCGAGGUAUCGGGAUAAAAGAUGCCAGGCCUGCAGGGUGACAGUGUUGUGGCGGCGCUGGGGAGCCCCAUCAAGAGGAGUAAACUGUCUCUGAAGUUCCUCCACAAGAAAGAAACUAAACGGGCUCUGGAUUUCUCUGAACCGCAAGCAGAUGAACCCAGGACGGUUGAACCAGAGGAGCCCGAGGCAAGCAGCUGUGAUCAGGUGGUCCCUGGUCCUUCUCCUUGCUCAGCCUCUCCCGGUCUUCUCCUGCCAUGUGAGAGGAGAGAGAACUUGGUACCAUUCGUGGGCCUCAACAACUUGGGCAACACCUGCUAUUUGAACAGUGUCUUACAGGUGCUGUAUUACUGCCCAGGCCUCAGAGGAGGCAUAAAGAAGCUGCACAACCUGUCUAAAAGGAAAGACAAGUCAAAGGAAACUGAUAAAAGUGAAGAGCAGUCAGAAGUUGUGGCCGAGGCUUUGUCAGCUCAGAUCGAGCUCCUCGGGAGCUUCAACAGUCUGAUAACAUCAAUGGAGCAGCUGCAGUCCAGUUUCUUGAUGAACCCCGACAGCUUCAGUGAAGGAGAACUCGCCACUCCACCUCGUAAAUUACUCCACACACUCAGGCAGCUGAACCCCAUGUAUGAAGGCUAUCUUCAGCAUGACGCCCAGGAGGUGCUGCAGUGCAUCCUGGGAUAUAUCCAAGAGGCUUGUGACACCAUCAGGAAGGAGGAGGAUGACCGCAAUACGACUGAGGUUAAAACUGAGAAAGGUGUCCAUUUGGGUUCCAGCGGCUCUGUAGCAGAAUCCAAAACUCCCACAGAAGAGGACGGCCAAGUCAGCGGUAAGAGGAAGAGCGACACCGAAGUGGGAAAUCCCAAGAAGAAGCCAAAAUCUGUGAAGUCCAAGAAAUGCGAAGCAGAGGGAGAAAUUAGAAACAAACCCCUCACACGCUCCAAAAGGAGGUCCUCCAGUGACAUCACAAUAGACAGCACCCAAGACAAAGACAGAGAGGCCGAGGAUGAAGGGGUGAAGAAACUGCAUCAGGAGGAGGAAGGCGGGAGUGACGGUGAGGGGAAAGGUGAGAAGGCAUCUAAGGAGGCAGAUGGGAAAAGAAAGAAGAAGGCAAAGCUCAGCUGGCUGCGGCCUUCUGGGAAACAGCCAAGCAUUUUCUCCAAGUUCCGCAGUGUGGGGAAGAUCAGCUGCAUGACUGUGAAGAACCAAAACAAACCAGAGCAGGAGGACGGACUUACCGAUGACCAGAGUGAGAAGACGAGUGCGGAGAGAUCACCGCAAAACAUGGCUGAAGACAAGAAGGCUGUGAAGCCUCAAGAGGGUCUCGAUCUGAUGGAGCGCUUGUUCCAAGGCCAGCUGGUUCUGAGGACUCGGUGCCUGGAGUGCGAGAGCUUCACAGAGAGGAGAGAAGACUUCCAGGACAUCAGUGUCCCAGUGCUCGAUGAUCAGCCCAGCAGCUCAGACGACCUCUCUGAGGUCUCUCCUGAUCCCAAACCAGAGCUGAAGACCCUGACGUGGGCCAUCGGUCAGUUUGCCUCAGUGGAGCGCAUUGCCGGGGAGGACAAAUACUUCUGUGAGACGUGUCAUCAUUACACAGAGGCUGAGAGAAGUCUGCUGUUUGACAAAACUCCUGAAGUGAUCACCAUUCACCUGAAGCGCUUCUCUGCCAACGGUUUAGAAUUGGACCCAUACGCAGGUCUGUCCAAAGUGAACACUCCAUUGCAGACACCUUUGACCUUGUCUCUGGAGGAGUGGUGCACCCGGCCCUCGUCCGUGAAGGGGCAGUGCUAUCAGCUGUUUGCUGUGGUCAUGCACAGCGGCGUCACCAUCAGCAGCGGCCACUACACCGCCUAUGUCCGCAUGUCUGAUCUGCAAGAUGUGAAACCCUGGCUGCAGGACAGAAAAGGAACAGAGGAGGAAGAGGAGAUGGAAGGUAAGGAGGGAACGCAGGUGAAAGACGAAGUGCUGGACUAUGAUGAUGGAGAGGUGUCUUUCAGCCUGAAUGCAAGGAGAGGUGCGAGUUUGGCAGCAGCUAGUGGCAGCAAAAUAGGAGGCAAGAAGCUGUCAGAGGGUGGGGUUGGACUGUUGGGUGGCCAGAGGAGUUUGUCUAGUUAUGAUCUUGGAAACAGCAGCAGCAGCGCACACACGGAGAAAGCGGCUGGCAGUGGAUUAACAGAAGGGUCCAAACGGAGAAAAACCAUCAGCAGCCUCGGCCAACAUACUGAAGCAGGAGUUAAAAAGGAGCCUGGAGCCGGAGAGGAGUCAUCGAUGACUUCCUGCGGUGAAGUAGACGCCACAGAGCAGCAGGCUUUGAGCAACCUUCUUGAAUAUGAGGGCAAGUGGCUGCUGUUUGAUGACUCUGAGGUGCGUUUGUUUGAGGAGGAGGAUUUCCUGCGUGCUUGCUCUCCGGAGACAUACUCUUCAUCAACACCUUACCUGCUCUUCUACAGAAGGGUGUCCGAAACUGGACACUAACAUGAACACUAGAGCCGUUGCUGACUCGGGCUUCCGUCAGUCAGGCGUUCUGGCAGAUGAGCACCCAGACUGUGGACAAACAGUGCCAAAAUACUGUAGCUGCCAAAUUGGCACCUGAACUGAAGUUACUUUUUCACCCUGAAACCCAGAGGACAACUGUCCAAUUUUACUGUGGGACCAAAGCUCUCAUCUCAGAUCUCAUGCCGGGACAGACAAAUGGGGAUUUGCCUACAUGCCAGGAUGACGUGAGCCUUCUUAAGACACUUCUUAUGCAACUCUUGCCUAUGUAAACUGAGUACAGUGGCCUGUUUUUUUUUAUUUGUUUGUUUCCCCACUCCCCCGUGGACACUGGCUUUGGUACUUUACCUGUCAUUGUCUUUGAAAGGUCCUGUUUUUGCUGUCUUCUCAGUUAUUGAUUUUUGUAUGGCUCCUUUUUACAAUUUGGAGAAGCACUUUUGAACUAAAAUUUGAGUGAAAAUGCAAACUGUUGGAAAAUGCCUUUUAUUUUCUUGUGAUUACUUUCUGUAAUCUAUUAAUUUGCAUUUACAAAAUAAUCUUAGUCACCUAAAAGCCAAAAUAAGAACCAAAUAAGAUGCAAAAAUCCUUUCCGCUUGCAGAGCAGUUCAGAAUAGGCUUAGAUUUAGCUUCAGACGAAAUACACUGCAGAUUCUUCUUUUCUGCAAUAUUUUUUGAAGAAAAGCUUUGGUCCACUUAGCCUGGCGAGUUCUGUUUUGCACUGAGUUGUUUUUACAUAGUAAUUUUUUGAUUUUUUUUUUUUUUUUUUUUUUACUCUGAAGCCUGGAAUUGAUUCAGUCUAUGCAGGCAAAAUCUACUGUGUUGGACAACAUUUAUUAAAAAUGCCAUAUUUUUGCAUAAAACGCACUAAAAUGUUAAGUAUCGAAUCUAUACCAAGCAAACUCUCAAACAGUUAAUGCAGACUGCUGACUUUGUCACUCAGGCAUCAGAAGCUUUUUUCCAGUCGGUGCCAAUUCGUGAUAAUGAUGAGCGUGAAACUUGAACUGCUAUAAACGUAUAUUUUUUCAGUAAGCUAUCAGGUUUUUAUAAGAUACAGUGAGUUAGUCUUGUUCAUCUUCAGAACGAAUUUAGUGUGUAACCCGCAGUUUGCAAGUGCAACUUGCGUAUUCCACUGAUUUGCAGGUGAAAAAUAUAUUGAUCGAGUAAGCCUGUGUUAUUUAAAUCUUCAGUAAAGGUGAUACUGUUCAUCUCAGGUUCUACAGCAGAGUGUAUAUAAAUCCAAUCAUGAUUUCAGGGAUUGAAUCAGUUAUUUUUUUAGCUUUGUGAGUUAACACCAGCCAUGGGCCAUAUUCAAUUGUUUUCACUAUCAAAUCAUAUAGUGCUUACAGAUCUGGUUUAAUAUAACGUGACAGCAGCUCCAGUGUGUUGUGUCUGUCCCUCAUUUCAGCUGUGACUCUGUUCAUGGUUGCAAGUUCCUACUAUAAGCAAUAAACUUUUUACCUUCACACGUC
Scatophagus argus is the source of this 4281-nucleotide messenger RNA. It is a transcript of the gene usp1, whose product is annotated as ubiquitin specific peptidase 1. Gene Ontology annotation, cellular component: nucleus; cytosol. Gene Ontology annotation, molecular function: cysteine-type deubiquitinase activity; cysteine-type endopeptidase activity. Gene Ontology annotation, biological process: protein deubiquitination. The record is from RefSeq and is a predicted model, not a curated record. The coding region runs from base 347 to 2794 and encodes 815 amino acids. The transcript has 9 exons. NCBI's taxonomy places the organism in Eukaryota, Metazoa, Chordata, Actinopteri, Scatophagidae.